This is a messenger RNA of Ostreobium quekettii, 819 nucleotides long. The record is from the annotation of a GenBank genome assembly. NCBI's taxonomy places the organism in Eukaryota, Viridiplantae, Chlorophyta, Ulvophyceae, Bryopsidales, Ostreobiaceae.
AUGGGCAGCGGGCUUCCCCCUGCGAAGGACUCGGCGACGGAGGGGGAUGCCAGCAAGCCGCUGGUGGUGUACGGGUUCACGCCGUUGGGUGGCACCGCCAGCUCAGCCUCGCCGUUCGUGUCCAAGUUGGAGACGUACCUGCGGAUGGCGGGCAUCGACUACGAGGCGCGCGUGGGCAUGAGCGGGGCGCCCAAGGGCAAGGUUCCCUUCAUCAAGCAGGGUGACGUGACCCUGGGAGACUCCACCUUCAUAUGCGAGUAUCUGAAGAACACGUACAAGGGGAAAUUGCAGACCAAAGAGCCGGACACGGCAGAGACGAAGGCCGUUGCUGCAGCGUGCCGAAUCAUUUGCGAGGAUAAUCUUGCCUCCGGCAUGUCGUACUACCGAUGGGGUCACCCCAAGGGGUUCAGUGCCACAAAGGAGAGGAUGUCGUCUAUUGUGCCCUGGUUCAUGAUGUGGUUGAUCCCUAGGAUGAUCCGGGGCAAGAUUAUGAAGAAUUUGUAUGCACAGGGACUGUCGAGACACUCCGAGAAAGACGUGAUUUUCCUGCUCACUUCGAGCGUGGAAGCCCUGUCCGGCUUCUUGGGGGAUAAAAGGUACAUGACGGGCGACGUGCCAUGCGCGGCGGAUGCCAGCGUCUUCGGUAUGCUGGACAACUACCUGAACGAUGGUUUGGAUUUGGAGCCCGCGCGAAUCGUGAAGCGGUUCCCGAACUUAGUGAGAUACGUCACGGACAUUCGGCGGACGUACUACCCCGAGGACAACCCCAGCCAGUUCAGCCCUGCGUACAAAGCGGGCGAUGCCACGAAAAGGGAUUGA